AUGUGUGGUAUUCUGGCGUGCAUUCACCACCCCAAUGCGCAGGCGUACAGGCCAAAGAUGCUGAACCUUUCGCGCACCAUCCGCCACCGCGGUCCCGACUGGUCGGGCUGUGUGGUGGUGGAUGAGCCGGACAAGCAGGAGCCGGAGCGUGGCAGCAUUCUGUGCCACGAGCGUCUUGCGAUUGUCGGUGUGGACUCGGGCGCGCAGCCGCUCGUGAGCGACGACGGCAAGAUCUUUCUGUGUGUGAACGGUGAGAUUUACAACCACCGCCAGCUGCGCAAGUCGCUCAAGGACCAGUCGGUGGAGUUCAAGACGCAGUCCGACUGCGAGGUGAUCAUGUACCUCUACCGCGAGCACGGCACGGACUUUGUCAACAUGCUUGACGGCAUGUUCUCGUUCGUGCUCCUGGAUACCUCGGUCACGCCCCACCGCGUCGUCACGGCGCGCGACCCGAUCGGCAUCACGACACUGUACUACGGCCGCUCCUUUACCUACCCCGGCGCGCUGUACUUUGCCUCGGAGCUCAAGGCGAUCGCGACCGAGUGCGAGCGCGUGGACACCUUCCCCCCCGGUAACUUUUACGACAGCGCACGCGCUGCCGGCCAGGAGAUGGUGCGCUACUUCCAGCCGACGUGGUGGAACACGGACAGCGGAGCGCCACCGUCCAACGCUGCCGAGCUCUCGCUGAUCCGCGAGACGCUCGAAAAGGCGGUGCGCAAGCGCCUCAUGAGCGAGGUGCCGUACGGUGUGCUGCUCAGCGGCGGUCUCGACUCUUCGCUCAUUGCCACGAUCGCUGCGCGCGAGACCGAGAAGCAGGCCAAGCUGCAGCAGGAAAAGGCCGUGGAACUGCACGAGCAAAAGAGCAAGGUGCGCCGCACCGACCGCGCGGCCGACAAGGCCGGCGACGACGAGAUGCUUGCCGCGUGGCCGCGCCUGCACUCCUUCUCGAUCGGUCUCCCCGGCUCGCCGGAUCUGAUUGCGGCGCGCGAGGCGGCCGAGUUCCUCGGCACGAUCCACCACGAGUACACCUUUUCGGUGCAAGAGGGUCUCGAUGCGCUGUCGGACGUGGUGUACCACCUGGAGACCUACGACGUGACGACGGUGCGUGCGUCGACGCCCAUGUACCUCCUCUCGCGCAAGAUCAAGGCGAUUGGUGUCAAGAUGGUGCUCUCUGGUGAGGGCUCGGACGAGAUCUUCGGCGGCUACCUCUACUUCCACGCCGCGCCCGACAAGGAGUCCUUCCACCAGGAGUGUGUGAAGCGCGUCAAGAACCUGCACACGGCCGACUGCCUGCGUGCGAACAAGUCGACGAUGGCGUGGGGUCUCGAGGCGCGUGUGCCCUUCCUGGACAAGGAGUUCCUCGAGGUGUGCAUGAACAUUGACGCUGCCGAGAAGGAGUUCUCCAAGGGCGCGCACCAGACCAAGGACAGCGACGGCCGUCCCCACAUGGAAAAGUACAUUCUGCGCAAGGCGUUUGACUGCAACCCCGACGAGAUCGAGGCGGGGAAGAAGCUGCCCGACGCGCGCCCCUACCUCCCCGAAAAGAUCCUCUGGCGCCAGAAGGAGCAGUUCAGCGACGGUGUCGGCUACUCCUGGAUCGACGGCAUGAAGGAGCACGCGGAAAAGACGAUCAGCGACGAAAAGUUUGCCGAGCGUGCGAGCCGCUACCCCGUGGACACGCCCGAGACGAAGGAGGCCUACCUCAUCCGCGAGCUCUUUGAGCACUGGUUCCCGACGGAUGCGGCGGCGCGCACGGCUGUGCGGUGGGUGCCCCGCGGCGACUGGGGCUGCUCGAGCGACCCGUCGGGCCGCAGUGUCGCGAUUCACGAUGCAGCGUACAAGGACUAA
Molecule: messenger RNA, 1848 nt
Organism: Malassezia japonica
Lineage: Eukaryota; Fungi; Basidiomycota; Malasseziomycetes; Malasseziales; Malasseziaceae
Gene: ASN1
Product: asparagine synthase (glutamine-hydrolyzing)
Exons: 1
Coding region: 1-1848 (615 amino acids)
Cellular component (GO): cytosol
Molecular function (GO): asparagine synthase (glutamine-hydrolyzing) activity
Source: RefSeq, a predicted model, not a curated record